Odocoileus virginianus texanus is the source of this 957-nucleotide messenger RNA. RefSeq names its product olfactory receptor 6N2-like. Gene Ontology annotation, cellular component: membrane. Lineage: Eukaryota; Metazoa; Chordata; Mammalia; Artiodactyla; Cervidae. Gene Ontology annotation, molecular function: olfactory receptor activity; G protein-coupled receptor activity. The record is from RefSeq and is a predicted model, not a curated record. Gene Ontology annotation, biological process: G protein-coupled receptor signaling pathway.
AUGGAGAGAGCCAACCGCACCUUGGUCACUCAGUUUGUGUUCGUGAGAUUUUCCAACUCUCCAUGUCUGCAGCUGCUCUUCUUCUCCCUCUUCCUCCUGGUCUACCUCUUAUCCCUGGUGGGCAAUGGACUCAUUGUGCUCAUUGUGACCCUGGACGGGCGCCUCCACAUCCCCAUGUACUUCUUUAUCUGCAACCUCUCCUUGGUAGAGCUCUGGUACACCACAGUCACCGUGCCCAAAAUGCUGGCCAAUUUUCUCAGUUCCCAAGGGGUCAUCUCAGUUCCCAGCUGCAUCACCCAAUACUACUUCUUCUUCUCUUUGGCUGCCACAGAACUCUUCUUUCUCACCACCAUGGCCUAUGACCGCUAUGCGGCCAUCUGCCGACCACUCCACUACCCACUGCUGCUCAGCCCUCAAACGUGUGGUACCCUGGCUGGCAUCUGCUGGUGUGUGGGAUUCCUCUGCCCCAUGUUCCCCUCAUUCCUCCUUACACAGAUCUCCUGCACCCCCAACCAGAUCAACCACUUCUUCUGUGAUGCUGACCAGAUUUUCCGCCUUUCUUGCACAGACACAUACGCCAUCCAAGCUGUGGGCUAUGCUUUUAGCACUGUCAUUAUCCUAGGGGCCCUGGUCUUUACUAUGGCUUCUUAUGCCCACAUCCUGGCCACAGUUCUAGCCAUGGCCUCAGCUGCUGCUCGGCGUAAGGCCUUUUCCACAUGCACAGCUCAUCUUUCCGUGGUCACCAUCUACUUUGGCACUCUCAUAUUCAUGUAUGUCCGCCCUGCAGUUAAGUAUGAGUCAAGUAUCAACAAGAUUGUGGCUAUUUUCUACUCAGUCAUCACUCCCCUUCUCAAUCCUCUCAUCUAUACACUCCGUAACAAGGAUGUCAAGGAAGCUCUGAAAGACUUGGUGUCCCAGAUGAAAAAGGUCUACCACUCAAGCAGGGAGACAAAGUGA